GAAACAAGAGGUUACGUAAACAAGAUGCCAUAGUAAACAGGUUCCACUUUCCACUAGAUUAUCCUUUGCCACCUAUCUCAGGCGAUAAAAGUUUAAAUAGGUACAUCAAGUUCCAUAACGAUGAAGUCAGUUUUAAUAACAGGGUGCAAUCGUGGUAUAGGUCUCGGGCUUGUAAAGAACCUGCUCAGUGAUAAUUCUGUGAAACACAUUAUUGCAACAUGUCGGGACCCAAAUCAAGCAACGAACCUUCAAGAAGCUGUCAAAACAACACCAGGCAAAGUUCAUGUUCUACAAUUAGAUCUCAAAGACUUCAACAGCCAUGACAGAAUUGCCAAAGAAGUCUCGUCCAUAGUCGGGGAUGCUGGCUUGAAUGUAUUGAUCAACAAUGCUGGAAUUUCCACAAAAUUCACCCGUGUGAACCUCGUAAAAGCAGAACAGAUGAUUGAGAACCUCACAGUUAACACCGUAGCACCACUUAUGUUGACCAAGGCCCUGAUACCAUUGCUGAAGCAGGCGUCAGCUGCUAACAGCUCUCAGCCACUGGGCUCAGCACGUGCUGCUGUCGUCAACAUCAGCUCCAUACUGGGUUCCAUAGCUGAGAACAACCAGGGUGGCUUCUACCCCUACAGAACCAGCAAGGCUGCUCUCAAUGCAGUGACUCGCUCUUUAAGUUUUGACUUGAAGCCUGACAACAUUCUAGCGGUCAGCAUCCACCCCGGGUGGGUCAAGACAGACAUGGGCGGUCCACAGGCACCCCUCGCACUGGACACUGCCAUCCCAGCACUGGUACAGCUGCUCAAGGAGCUCGGGCCUCAACACAACGGAGGCUUCUAUCAGUACGACGGAAAACAGCUGCCCUGGUAGUGGCAUGGUUUACCUUGUUUAGUGUAAGGAUUGUAAUCGUGGUUGAGUUUUGUUAUUGUUCUUAUUUAUUUUAAGAUUAAGCAAACAAAUCAAAUUUCAAAUUUGUCCGGUCAAAUUUGUGUGUGGUUGAUGCUGAGGGUUGACCGUUUAUGGUUUUUAUUCUCAGACUCGAAUUAAGUGAGAAUAGCGCUCUAAGCUGUAAACAACUUUGGCACCUCUCUCCAGACAUUUUUGGAAUCAAAGUACAUAUUUAAAAACGAGUUUACACGCUAUUUAAAGGUUGAAAGGCUGAUUAAAAUUUAGUUUUUUAAGCAAUCUAAUCAAAACAAUAUUGUUAACAAUAUUUAUGGCUGUUGUUAUUGACACCAACCCCUGAAAGCUUGGAGCUCUGGGCUGUAUGGGGCCCAUACACAAAGGGACCUAAAUAUUGUCAAUAACAUAGAUGGCCAAAAUCGAGUAAGCUCCUUUUAUACUCCAUUCUGUUCACUGUGCAGUACAGAGUGUCCAAUUUAAAAUGGAAAUUUCAGCCACAUUAGCCCUCCUAAAAACAUCAAGACCCACAAAUCGCUCCUUGGGUUUUAAUUUUUCCUAUGCUUCUUAACUAACUACCAUAGGCCUAUACUAAUUUUGACUGAAGCAGAGUCAAAAUCCAAUUCAAUAGUCAAAAUACCAAUCUAUAAAAUAAAUUGAUUAAGACAAUAAGUAAAAUUUUCUUUACCCGUUCUCGAGUGUCAAGAGUACCGUUUUCUGAACCUGCAUAGCCAAAACAAAGUUUCCAGUAUUAUUUAUAGUACGACUAUUUCCCCAUAUUGUACUGCACGGUGAACGAGGCAUGGAAAGAUAAUGAUGGAACUAACCAUGUGUUAUUAUUUAGUUUGUUAUGAACGUCUAUCAAAAUCACAUUUAGUAAAAUAUUUGCAAUCCGAGAAAGUGGGAUUUUGUUUCUUCAUCUUUUUUUGGACAAUAUCUAACAUUGGCUUAAGAUACAGUACUGUAAAAUUCACCACGUGGUAGUUUCUACAUCUAUUUAAUGUGGUGCUUUAUUUUUGAUUUAUCACAAAAUUAUCGAUUCAUUUCUGAAACACAGCCUUGUUUUUGUAACAGAAAGAAUAAAGUUAACACAUACGAAAAUGAUAUAAACAUAAUGGUCGUAGAUGUUGCUUUUGGUAGUACUGUAUUAGAUUUACUAUUAGUCGAUUUAGACUUUUGUUUGGUUCUUAUUACGAAGAAAGCAUUUACCAAAGAUGCAUUUAAGAAGUUAGACCAUAUUGCUACAGGGAUUUUAUCAACGCACAAUAAUCUUAUACUAAAAGGCUUUGUCGAGGGUAAAACACGAUGAUGAAUAGUUUAGUUUACACUGUAUGUAUAAUGGUUUGUCAGUAAUAGUAAUAAGUUUAGCUAAUUUCUUCAAUGUCAAAUUUUUGCCAGAUGUUCUCGAGCUAUACAGAGCCAGAAAGAUUUGAGACAUUAUAGCUUGAUUAAAUAUGUAAAAACCUGGAAAUUGAUCUGCAUUGUCUUCAGGGUUUCAACACAAAAUAUUAAGAUUUUAUUUAGGUUAAAGUUGUGUCGUGCUUGUUAUAUGUUAAUAUAUUAUUUUUGUGUUAAUAUUUGUCACAGUAGGCCUUGCACAAGUUUAAUAAGACCAAAAAUAUGCACAAAGUAACCUGAAUUAAUAGGGUUUUGACU
Molecule: messenger RNA, 2550 nt
Organism: Macrosteles quadrilineatus (aster leafhopper)
Lineage: Eukaryota; Metazoa; Arthropoda; Insecta; Hemiptera; Cicadellidae
Product: C-factor-like
Exons: 5
Coding region: 121-864 (247 amino acids)
Source: RefSeq, a predicted model, not a curated record